Molecule: messenger RNA, 1254 nt
Organism: Arabidopsis lyrata subsp. lyrata
Lineage: Eukaryota; Viridiplantae; Streptophyta; Magnoliopsida; Brassicales; Brassicaceae
Exons: 3
Coding region: 25-1032 (335 amino acids)
Biological process (GO): regulation of gene expression
Cellular component (GO): peroxisome
Molecular function (GO): RNA nuclease activity
Source: RefSeq, a predicted model, not a curated record
GAUAAAACUGCGAGACUUCUUAGGAUGGUAAAUGACAUUGCUUUAUGGGAACUGGACUCUCCUCUAGCAGAGUCUUCAAGCCCACCAAACGUGAUCGUAAUCUCAAAUGACAUCAACACCCAAGGACACAUUUCCUUCUACCGUUGUCUCAGAUCUAUGCAUGCGAGAGAUUACUGUGCUUUCUUAGUACAGCCUAAGGAUAUCGCACAAGAAAGUCGCAAAACACAAGAAUGGCCAAGAUGGAUAUUAGCUGGAAUAGUUUCCUUGAGCCAAAUCAGAUACCCUGUAAGUAAUCACAAGUGGAAGAAGAAGAUGGAGAAGCAUAAGGAAGUGAAAAAGCCUGAUGUCUCUCCCGUCAAAACCAUUAACUCUGCUAGUGUCAAAACCAUGAUCCGAGAAGAUCUCUUCUAUCCUAUCCCACCUGUCUCAGGGCCUAGGAUCGGCGUCUUCUGGGACGUCAAUGAUUCCCCAUUCCCUGGUGAUCUUGAUCCUAACAGUAUCUAUCAGAGAAUCGACUUGGCUCUAGAGAAAAAAGGUUAUGAUGGUGUGAUGUCAAUAUGGGCUUAUUAUACUGAGCAGGAACCGAUCCCAGGUUUCUUGCUGGAUAAGUAUCAGAGUGCCGGAAUCAAUAUCGUUCCCAAAGCUCCUGCGAAUAAAACUGAGAGGGUUGAUAGGAUGAUACAUGACAUGUUAUUUUGGGAAAUGGAUACUCCUCUGAACGUCUAUGUUACACCACCAAGUCUGAUUGUCAUCUCAAAUGACUUUCCAGGAGAAGGAGAAGGAGACAUCAACCUCACCUUUGUUCUUUCCUGUAUGAAUGGGAGAGGUUACAAUGUUUUAUUAGUAGAGCCUAAAAGGCUCGCAUUAGAUAAUCCCGAAAGCUCGGCAUUAUGGCCAGGAUGCCUAUUAGAUGUAGGUCAGACUCUCGGCAUAUGUUCAUGGCCCACUUCCAGUGGUCAGAACUCAGAAGCGGAGGAAGAAGAAACAUGUGGAGGAAUCACCCUAAGCAGAAGAGCAGAGCUGAUAUACUGAUACUGAUUUCACAGAGAUGAGCAUAUCAAAAUUAACUUGUUAUUUAUUCUGUUUUCAACUAUUUUAUCCCACACCGUACGUUGCUUUUGUUUCGAAAGUAUUUAACUAAGUUGUUGUUAUUUAUUCUGUUUUCAACUAUUUUAUCCCAUCAUGCAUUUUUGUUUCGAAAGUAAUUUCAUUGAUGAAUAGAAUCUUUCUUUCAAUGCUUUAUGAUUUAAUUUA